UCUGCUCGACGUGCUGCUGCUGUGCGGGCCUGGCUCCUCCAGCUGCACCAUUGCAUCACUGAUGGUGCCAUGAUCCAGUUCUAACUGUGGGUAAUGACGAGACAUAAAACCAAUCCUGGAGAUGCCGAAGAGAAGAGACAUUCUUGCCAUCGUGUUGAUAGUGUUACCGUGGACUCUGCUCAUCACCGUUUGGCACCAAAGCGCAAUCGCUCCGCUGCUCGCCAUCCGCAAGGAUGACGGAGCCGACGGAGGGCGGAGGGAGGCGGGCCAGGCCAGCGACUCUAAGGAGUACUGCUCCUCUGAUAAGGACAUAGUUGAGGUGGUGAGGACGGAGUACGUGUACACACGGCCGCCACCAUGGUCCGACGUGCUGCCCACCAUCCACAUCAUCACCCCAACCUACAGCCGCCCGGUCCAGAAGGCAGAGCUGACGCGGCUGGCCAACACCUUCCUCCAUGUGGCCAACCUGCACUGGAUCCUGGUGGAGGACUCUCAGAGAAGGACCCCGCUGGUCACACGCAUGCUCAGGGAAACGGGCCUCAACUACACCCACCUGAACGUGGAGACUCCCAGGAACUAUAAGCUGCGUGGGGACACACGGGACCCCAGGAUACCCCGGGGCACCAUGCAGAGGAACCUGGCGUUGCGCUGGCUCAGAGAGACUUUCAACUCCAACAGCAGCCAGGCGGGCAUUGUCUACUUCGCUGAUGACGACAACACCUAUAGCCUGGAGCUGUUUGAGGAGAUGAGGUCAACAAGGAAGGUAUCUGUAUGGCCCGUGGCCUUCGUUGGUGGUCUGCGCUACGAGUCGCCCAAGGUCAACGCAGCGGGCAAGGUGUACGGCUGGAAGACUGUAUUCGACCCUCACCGGCCCUUUGCCAUCGACAUGGCAGGCUUCGCCAUCAACCUGCGGCUCAUCCUCUUCAAGCCCCAGGCCUACUUCAAGCUGCGGGGAGUGAAGGGAGGCUACCAGGAGAGCAGCCUGCUCCGAGAGCUGGUCACACUCAAUGACCUGGAGCCCAAAGCUGCUAAUUGCACUAAGAUUCUCGUUUGGCACACUAGGACGGAAAAACCUGUCCUUGUAAAUGAGGGGAAAAAAGGAUUUACAGACCCCAACGUGGAGAUUUGACGUUGUCUCCUCGGGCAAUGGUGGUUGUCUAAUAUGGACCCUGAGAAGAAAAAGAGGCCAUCUCCCAGUGCAAACAGUGUUCAUGUCUUAAUCAUCUCAGAAAAGACUGCCUCGGGGGCAAAAUCUUAAUCCCCUUGACUGAAACUAAACACUUUUAAUAUUGGGAUUAAAACAGUACAAAUGUAUCAUAUUAAAGCACAGAUUAGUUCAAGAUGGCAAUAUUUAUCAGGUUAAAUGUUGCUAGCAGCACCAACAUCAAGCAGACGGUGAGAGCUGAGUCAUUAAGGAUCAACGGAAGAUCGAUGCUCUCGGAACCUGCAUGGUACCAUACUGCGUCUGUAGUGUCCUAACACGAGACAGCACAACACAAACAUUGCAGGGAGAGAGGGAGUUACGCAGCCAAUGAGAUGGAACAUUACUGGCCUGAACAGGCUAAUGAGAUAUCCAUUGUCUUUCCUUCUAUAGACGUGGAUCUACAGGGCAGGGGAUGAGAUCCUGAGAUCUUAGUAGGGUCUGUAAGAGACUGGAGGAUCUGAUUGAACACUGAGCCUCUGGACACCUUUAAUAGACAUGUACUGAAAUGUCCUCGUCUUCAGACCGAACAAUACUGGAGAAUCCGAACAAGUCAUCUCUCAGAAGAUCAAUUCGACUUUCAAUUUUAAUUUGUUUGUUUUUGGUGUUUACAUACAUUUUCUUGCUAGUUCAAUACUAUUGACUUGACUCUUGCCUCCAUUUUGAAAGCUACAGAUGUGGCACCAUCCAUUUUCAGUGUCAUUCUCAGACAGGUCAUUCAGUGUGUACUGAAGCUAUUCACUUGAAAUAAGUGACAUCAAGAUGGGCUCCUAAUGCUUGGGAGGCACACAAUAUUACAAGUCAACGUCCCAAAACUUAAUUUAACACUUAAAAGCACCAGUGACUGUGUUCCUAAGUGGCAAAACGUGUACAUACUAAUUUAACACAGGAACAAUUAGAGGACUCAUAGUAAGGUCCUCUCAGAUAAAAUGUAACAACUGUAUUUAUAUAAAUGUAAAAAUCAAAACUAAGAAUUUACUUAGGCAUUGCCAAUAACACCUCACUGUAUGACCACUGGCAUAGCACAUGUUCUCUCCUGUUUUUCCAUCACAUGACAUGGACAGUAUAACGGCACAUCACCAAGUUGGGUUAAACCUAACGUUGUAACCAUGUUACAGUAUUCACAUUACCCAAUGAUGAGCACUUUGGCAGAUGGCCAUAUAGUAUGUUGGUUUAUAUAACCACAGUAGCUAACUAGUAGAGUAGGACAAAAUAAAGCAUUUGACAUUAUCCAAGCUAAAGGCACUGACAGUACAAGUCGAGAUAUACAGUAAAAUCUGCAUAAGUAUCCAGGUUCACAGUGCGUAUUGCCUACGUAAGUUAGAUAUUUGCGCUACAUCUAUAAGCCCAGUGCAGUGUAGAAAUGUUGCUGAAUACUUAACCACAGUUUCAUCAGAGGUAAACAGAAUCAUGCUAAAAUGUUUCCAAGAAACAUCCGUCAUUCAUUAAUGCGUCUAUGAACUGUAGGCAAGUAAGAAGGCAAAUCAAAUAUUAAAAAACAUGAAAACUAGAAGAAGAUCCUCUGCUUUGGACAACUACUAGGAAGAUACCCCAUGCUAGAACCCCAGUCUGCAACACCAUUCUACCCAUGAAUGCUCAAUCCUAUUUUUUUGCCCUUACAAAACUGUACCAUGUACGGGUUGAAGUUAGUUUUGUGUCAAUUCUUGGAUAUAGCAGGCAAAACUUAAUGACAAGCACAAUUGAAUUGAUGUCAUGCUCAGCUACACCUUCAGCUACAGUAUUAAGGUUUCAUGUCUGUUUCAAUUUCUUCAUGGAUCCUUCAGUUAUACCUCAAAUGUAGCGGAAGACACUAAUGGCAAACUAUGAAAAAGGAAGAUCAAUGACCAGGAUAGUUAUGGCCUAUUAACUUAUCCAAAGUAGUAUGAGAUCAAAUACGCUUUUCCUAUCAGUUACUGUUCCCCCAUCGGAUAUGGCUCCCCACAAAAAUAUGCUCCCCCAUCAGGUCAAGUGGACAUACCAACAUGUCAUUUCUGAUCAUUUCUAUUCAAUAGUAUUGUUUCAUUAAAGAAGUCAAACCGAAUGUUUUGAGAUCAAACAAUGUGUGUGGCUGUUAACGUUCAUGUUGACCUCAUCUUUAGGCUUUGGAUUGCACAGCAGUACCAUUAAGAUCAUUAGGAAAGAAUCAAUGUCUUCUGAUCUGUUUCCAUUCAAAAUGUCAAGUGAAGUCUGUCUAUUUAUGCGAAAAUCUAAAUUAAUAUAUUUAUUUAUGUAUUUAUUUGAAGUAUGAAUGUCCUCUUGUCAAAUUGAAUUAUAAUUGAACAUUUAUUUGUCCAUGUUUGCCCCCACCCCCUUUUUUCAUCGCUGCCUGUCAGCCACUGAGGUUCAGAAACCACACGCAGACAAGCUCUGAGGUUACAUUUAAGUUCGUGGGCAACACCAAACAACUGAGACACAACAUUUCAUUAUUUACCAUUAAUUCUGUAUUGCUCUGACUUCAAUUGCCAUCAAUAGCCUUCAUUUUCAAUUACCUUUCUUAGAAUUGAUUGUGUUCAUUAAUGUGAUUUUAGGAAAAAUGUUUGGGCCUGUCUAGAGAGCCCUGCAGAGAUGAACCCAGAAAACACUAAGACAUGAGCUAUACAUAAUGAAAGUGCAAUUUCAACUCUUGGAUAUUUAAUGGAGCUUGCUCCUACACUGUUGUAAUCACAUAAAUAAUCAUAAGUUAGCUGUAGUACUCUGACGGUACAAAACUCAAACUUCUCCUUCCAUCUCUGGCUUUCUCACACUCUCACAGUUGGAUCAACGAGCGAUACUGUUCUGACCAUCAGACACGGCUUUAAUGUAAUGGACCAGCCUUAUCCAGUGUUUAGCUUCGUAGUGGUACAUACAUAAUGUAACAAAGGUGAUGGUUCAUACAAGGCCCUAAAUGCUUUCUUAGGGCAAAUCACUAUUUCCGCCCCUUCCUUUACCUACUUUGAUCCACAGUCAUCUUCCAUCCUUGUGUGAAUCACUUCUUCUGCAUGUAACUCUAAAGGUUGUUCAUUUCUCCUCAAGACUCCAUCUCAGAGAUACCAUAUGGCAUUUAUCAAGAAAAAUAAACAACUGAAAAGUGAA
Messenger RNA from Salvelinus fontinalis (brook trout), 4273 nucleotides. RefSeq names its product galactosylgalactosylxylosylprotein 3-beta-glucuronosyltransferase 1. Gene Ontology annotation, cellular component: Golgi membrane. The record is from RefSeq and is a predicted model, not a curated record. The transcript has 6 exons. NCBI's taxonomy places the organism in Eukaryota, Metazoa, Chordata, Actinopteri, Salmoniformes, Salmonidae. Gene Ontology annotation, molecular function: galactosylgalactosylxylosylprotein 3-beta-glucuronosyltransferase activity. Gene Ontology annotation, biological process: chondroitin sulfate proteoglycan biosynthetic process; carbohydrate metabolic process. The coding region runs from base 122 to 1129 and encodes 335 amino acids.